Oncorhynchus keta (chum salmon) is the source of this 3004-nucleotide messenger RNA. RefSeq lists its product as uncharacterized. The coding region runs from base 320 to 2902 and encodes 860 amino acids. The record is from RefSeq and is a predicted model, not a curated record. NCBI's taxonomy places the organism in Eukaryota, Metazoa, Chordata, Actinopteri, Salmoniformes, Salmonidae. The transcript is spliced from 10 exons.
CCUUUCAGCGCCGAGUUCUCUUUCCUUAGAUCAUCAAUCUGACGUUGGCUGAAUUCUAGACUAGCACAUAAUGCAUUGAUGUCCUCUCGUAAUAUAUCCAAGAUAUCAAGUUUGGCAAGCCUUUCAUUGAUGGAUUUUAACAAGUCAACAACCAUAUCAGUAAACCUCUCCCCACGCACCCUCUUACUAAGGGAUGAUUUCGUUCCAUCGUUGAUACCUAUUUUCCAACUUGGUUUUGGUUUGUUUGUUGAUUUGGUUGGAUGUCCUUAACAAUGCUUGAAUCCUCUGAAACCAGCGACAUGUUUCUUUUGAGUUCAAAAUGCUCAAGAGGCAAUUCCGUACACUGAAAGCCCAGGGAAGACUCCCACUAGACCUCCCUCUGAGACCAAUGAAGGCCUGGCUCCUGGCAGGGAAAAGAGUCUUCUUGGAGCGUGAGACAGAGACAUGGAAGAGAUGGAGGAAGGUCUGUGUAGCUGAAUUGACUUGGGAUGCAAAGAGGGGCUUGGAAUUACAGGAGACAGAGAGAGUUCUCCUGGUCAGUUGCCAGAGAGUUCAGGAUGAAUUAAGGAUGUCUGAUUUCACUGUGGACACGGCGCCCAACAAAGCCAUCCAGCUUCUGAAAGAGGAGUGUUGGAAGUUGAACUUCUUGCACCUAAAGGAUGAGACAUGCCAGGCCACUGAGCUCACUGAGCUGUAUGGGCAUUCUGAGACCUCUUCAAAGGAAACUCUAAUUGAAGAGAAAAGUCCAAAGACCAAGUACCCGUCCAGCGUCACUGGGGCUGCUGACAUUGACAACACCAAUGAGGAGGCUUCAGAGGAAUCUCCGAAUAACAGUGUGGUGGACUUUCAGGAUGAGUCGCUGGCCCUGGUCAGUGUGGAGAAAGACGCUGCUGGAGAUGGAAAGGUCAAGGUGGUGAAGCCCAAAGGGUGUCUGAAGGAGAGCUGCAAAGAUCAGCUAACCCCAACAAUCUAUGAUAUGAUUACGGAACUACCAAAGUCCUAUUUCGGAUCCACUGAGAGCCUUCCUGAGAUGUGUAUCAGAGGUCCAAAUGUGUGCAGUGGAGUGCCUGAUGUGUCAAAUGCAGUGGGAGAGGUGUCCAGUGACACAAUGACGACUGAAGCUGCUGAAGACCUUCUGGACACUGGAAAUGUCCUGAGAAAGGUGGUGCAGCUAUCCACCGAGAGCCAUGCUGAGGUGUGCAAUGGAGAGACUGAGCUGUGCAGCGGAGGUCCUGAGGUGUGCAGGGGAGGUCCUGAGGUGUGCAGCAGAGGUCCUGAGGUGUGCAGCGGAGGUCCUGAGGUGUGCAGCGGAGGUCCUGAGGUGUGCAGCGGAGGUCCUGAGGUGUGCAAUGGAGAGACUGAGCUGUGCAGCGGUCCUGAGGUGUGCAGCGGAGGUCCUGAGGUGUGCAGCGGAGGUCCUGAGGUGUGCAGCGGAGGUCCUGAGGUGUGCAGCGGAGGUCCUGAGGUGUGCAGCGGAGGUCCUGAGGUGUGCAGCGGAGGUCCUGAGGUGUGCAGCGGAGGUCCUGAGGUGUGCAGCGGAGGUCCUGAGGUGUGCAGUGGAGGUCCUGAGGUGUCAAACCCAGUGGAAGAGGUGUCCAGUGAUACAAAGACAGAGGCUGCUGAAGAACUUCGGGACACUGAAAAUGUCCUCAGCAAGGUGGUGAAAUCCAAAGGGUGGCUGAAGGAGGGCUGGGAAGAUCAGCUGACCAAAGACUUCAAUGAUAUGAUUGCAAGACUCCCAAAGUCCUAUUUCGGAUCCACUGAGAGCCUUCCUGAGAUGUGUAGCAGAGGUCCUGAGGUGUGCAGUGGAGGUCCUGAGGUGUGCAGCGGAGGUCCUGAGGUGUGCAGCGGAGGUCCUGAGGUGUCAAACGAAGUGGAAGAGGUGUGCAGUGACACAAUGAAUAUAGAGGCUACAGGAAAUCUUCUGAAAACUGGAAAUGGCCUAAGCAAGGUGGUGCUCCUAUCCACUGAGAGCCGUCCUGAUGUGUGCAUUAGAGUGCCUGAAGUGUACAGUGGAUGUCCUGAGGUGUUCAGUGAGGUGUUCAGUGAGGUGCCUGAGGCACCAAACGCAGUGGAAGAGGUGUCCAGUGAUACAAAGACAGAGGCUGCUGAAGAACUUCGGGACACUGAAAAUGUCCUCAGCAAGGUGGUGAAAUCCAAAGGGUGGCUGAAGGAGGGCUGGGAAGAUCAGCUGACCAAAGACUUCAAUGAUAUGAUUGCAAGACUCCCAAAGUCCUAUUUCGGAUCCACUGAGAGCCUUCCUGAGAUGUGUAGCAGAGGUCCUGAGGUGUGCAGUGGAGGUCCUGAGGUGUGCAGCGGAGGUCCUGAGGUGUGCAGCGGAGGUCCUGAGGUGUGCAGCGGAGGUCCUGAGGUGUCAAACGAAGUGGAAGAGGUGUGCAGUGACACAAUGAAUAUAGAGGCUACAGGAAAUCUUCUGAAAACUGGAAAUGGCCUAAGCAAGGUGGUGCUCCUAUCCACUGAGAGCCGUCCUGAUGUGUGCAUUAGAGUGCCUGAAGUGUACAGUGAGGUGUUCAGUGAGGUGCCUGAGGCACCAAACGCAGUGGAAGAGGUGUCCAGUGAUACAAAGACAGAGGCUGCUGAAGAACUUCGGGACACUGAAAAUGUCCUCAGCAAGGUGGUGAAAUCCAAAGGGUGGCUGAAGGAGGGCUGGGAAGAUCAGCUGACCAAAGACUUCAAUGAUAUGAUUGCAAGACUCCCAAAGUCCUAUUUUGGAUCCAACGAGAGCCUUCCUGAGGUGUGCAGCGGAGUGCCCGAGGUGUCGAACGCAGCGGAAGUGGUGCGCAGUGACACAAAGAAGCAGAAGAAAAAUGGCGUUCUACGAUUCUUCCGACGUGUGUGGAAGUUCUUCACAUGCACCAACAGCCUCCCAAAAGAGGAGUGACUCAAGCACACACAACUCCGGGCAACACUUUCUCCACCAUCUCCCCCUUUCCUUCCAACUGGCUCUUUUUAAUAAUACAAAUAAAGGGGAUCUGAACCACAA